AUGUCUUCCUCUGGAUCCACCAUCCGCCCACUCCCCUCUGAUGUGGCCGCCAAGAUCAAAUCGUCUACGUCGAUCACACACUUGACUGGCGUGAUUGUCGAACUUGUCAAAAACUCUUUGGAUGCCAAUUCCCAUACUGUUUUUGUCACGGUUGACUUCGCACGUGGGAGCUGUGUAGUCGAAGACGAUGGCCAUGGGAUCGCACCCGCCGAGUUCCAGUCGCAUGGAGGACUUGGAAAGGCACAUCAUACUUCUAAAUUCCAAGUGACAAGUGCAUAUGGCCACCGGGGUCUAUAUCUGGCUUCCCUGGCCUCUCUUUCAUUGCUCACCGUGACAUCCCAUCACCGUCACCACCAAAGCACCAAUUCCAUCAUUUUUCAUCACUCGACGCCUGUAGCUAGAUUGGUACCUGCUCCGGUACACCAGGAGCUUCGAUUUCGGGACCAUGGCACCUGCGUUACUGUCAAUAACCUCUUUGGCAAUAUGCCAGUGCGUGUCAAAAGUCGAGCACUGGCUCUUCAGAGACCGGAUGAACUAGAACGCGAAUGGGACACGUUAAAAUACUCAUUGGUUGCCCUGAUGCUGCCCAACCCCCAAUUCUCGAAACUAGUUCUUUCCGAUGCAGCCAAGACCAAAAAGGUCACUGUUCGCCUUGAUGGGUCGGUUUCCCAAAAUCAAGCUGGUCUGCAAAGUGAGCUCAAUCUCCGCCGGAUUGGGUCAAUUCUAGUGCAAUCUGGGAUGGUUGCUGCCAGAGGUUUAGACUCAUGGCAUGUAAUGUCGGCCUCUAUUCCCGAUCUGAUGGUUUGUGCUGCAAUAUCCGUCGCCCCAAGCCAGACCAAGCAGGCCCAGUUUAUCUCGUUGGGCACAGAUCCAAUUCUCUCCCGGAACCAAUCCAAUGUAUUAUACAACGAAGUCAAUCGUUUGUUUGCCCUGUCGGACUUUGGUACCAUGGGGGCAAUGCCUGAGGAAACAUCUGCGGCAUCCCAGGCGUCCCUAGAUCGGUCUGAAUCUAUGACUGUCACAAGUGCCAGGGGAUGGGCACGCCCUCUCAACAAGUGGCCAAUGUUCUUCAUCCGUAUCAACUCGAGUGCAGCCCGAAAGUUGCAUAAUGAUGGUCAUGAAGCACUGCCAGAGUCUGACCAGUCGCUUCAGCGCAUUCUUGAUGUGCUUGAGGCGAUGAUUCAAGAGUUUUUGAACCAGCAUAACUUGCGGCCGCGUGCCACAAAGCGAUCAGGAAGGAUGCCGGACCGGACUCGGCACGCCAGUGGCAGGGGGCAGGAAGCUGCCGGUCAGCCCGUGGGCACUGUUAAGCAAAACUUUCCAACUGCAAGCACGGAGGAGGCUUUCAGCAGUCGUUUGAAACUCCCAUCUUUUCAAAAAGCUCAAUCCACUCUUUCUGGCCCCAGUUUCAACAGCUGGUCUAGAGUCAAAGCAGCAAAAGAUCCUAACUCCCAAUCCCCACGCCAAGUUCAAGCUGAAUCUGGUGGCAUGCCUGGAAGAAAUGCCAGAGAUCAUACACGGAAUCCUCAUCCUGAUCAUCAAGAAAGGCUCAAUGGCCAAGGACAGGAGAUUGAAGGCCAAACAAUACAGUCCAAUGUCACUCCUUCUGACGGCGACUACAUUGGGACAGUAAAUGAUCUUUCUUGCAAUGCGAAAGACAGUCUGAUCCCGUGGGUUGAUCCACAUACGGGGGAAAAGCAUAUGAUCAAUUCCAGAACUGGACAAACAAUGGAUCCACGGAAGUCCAUUAUUGCCAUGGGAAGCCGGACCACUGAUUUCGCGGCCGGUUUCUCGACUGCCGAUCAAGUACGACGAACACAAUCCGCACCCACCCAGAUACAGAACCUUUGGGUGGACAACCUUCUCAAGUCAUGGGAAAAUCCUACAUUCACCCGAACCGAGACGCCUAUAUCAAAUUUGCAGCCGAUAGCUCCUGGCAUCCAGAAAUCAGGUUUUCAGGAGUCCCUUCAUGAGAUUGGGACUCUGGGAAUAGCCCAUGUUGCCAAAUUUCGAGGAAGACUGCAGCGUCACAGCCUCGAAGCCGCUGAAAUCAUCGCGCAGGUGGAUCGAAAAUACAUCGUGGCUAAAAUCGGCGUGGCAUCAGUCAACGAAGCCAGGGAAAACGCAGCAGAAGAGGUUUUGGUCUUGAUUGAUCAACACGCGGCCGAUGAGCGGUCUCGUGUUGAGCAGUUAUUUGAGGAGAUGUUCCUUCCAACGAUUCCAUCUCAGACUUUGCCUCGUUCGAGGAGAGUUCAAACUGUUCAGGUCGAGCCUGUUGCUUUUGAAAUAUCACCUACGGAAAAUCUGCUCUUUCGAAAGUAUUCGCAUUUCUUUUCGAGCUGGGGUAUCUGCUACGACACAGACGAGACUUCGGGCUCUGCUGCUCUCGUGUCUGUACACACCCUCCCGACGCUUAUAGCUGAGCGCUGUCGGCUGGAACCCAAUCUGGUGAUCGACCUGAUUCGGCGAGAGGUCUGGGAAAGGGAAGACAAUGGUGUUGGGCCGUUGGGGUCAAAGACAGCACCUGAGGAGAAGGACAUAGCGAGGCUGAACUUCUUUCCAUCGGAUGAAGAACCACCCCCCAUGCAAAACACGGACGCAGCACGACACGCCCCCUUGUGGGUUCAGCAAAUAGGUGGCUGUCCCCAAGUAAUUAUUGAUCUCCUCAACUCUCGUGCCUGCCGCAGUGCCAUCAUGUUCAACGAUCCAUUGAGUCUUGACGAUUGCCAGGCUUUGGUCUCGCGGUUGGCUCGGUGCGCGUUUCCAUUCCAAUGUGCUCAUGGACGGCCUUCGAUGGUUCCCAUUCUGGAUCUUCGGUCGCCGUCUUAUGCCUCGGAUUCAUUGGUUCCACAAGCAGACGUUAUGUCUACGAGUCUUGAUCAGGAGGAUGGUGCAGAUUUGAGCUUCCUCGAAGCGUUUCGGGCAUGUUAUGCAACUUAG
This is a messenger RNA of Penicillium alfredii, 2940 nucleotides long. Its product is annotated as putative DNA mismatch repair protein (Mlh3). Gene Ontology annotation, cellular component: mismatch repair complex. Gene Ontology annotation, biological process: mismatch repair. Gene Ontology annotation, molecular function: ATP binding; ATP-dependent DNA damage sensor activity; ATP hydrolysis activity. The record is from RefSeq and is a predicted model, not a curated record. Lineage: Eukaryota; Fungi; Ascomycota; Eurotiomycetes; Eurotiales; Aspergillaceae. The transcript has 2 exons. The coding region runs from base 1 to 2940 and encodes 979 amino acids.